Ananas comosus (pineapple) is the source of this 3388-nucleotide messenger RNA. RefSeq names its product serine/threonine-protein kinase/endoribonuclease IRE1-like. The transcript is spliced from 8 exons. The record is from RefSeq and is a predicted model, not a curated record. Gene Ontology annotation, cellular component: IRE1-TRAF2-ASK1 complex. Lineage: Eukaryota; Viridiplantae; Streptophyta; Magnoliopsida; Poales; Bromeliaceae. Gene Ontology annotation, biological process: protein phosphorylation; mRNA processing; IRE1-mediated unfolded protein response. The coding region runs from base 253 to 3183 and encodes 976 amino acids. Gene Ontology annotation, molecular function: ATP binding; protein serine/threonine kinase activity; RNA endonuclease activity.
CCUUCCUCCUCAUCCUUUUCUACCGUUACGCAGCAGAGGAAGGAGAAGAGGGUCGAAUCACACAAGCGAAGCAUCUCCUCCUCCUUCCCCUUCCCCUUCCCCUUCCCCUUCCCCUUCUUCGCCCCCCUCAAUCCACCACCUCUUUCCUUCGCCCUAGGGUUUCUCCUCCUCCUCCUCCUCCACCCCCCGAACCCUAAUUUAACCCCCCCUUCGAUCCAUGCAUCCCGCCCCUCCCCCUCUCCUCCAACUUCGAUGAGAUCUCGAGCUGGAUCGUCGUGCUAUGCCCUUCCCCUGCUUCUUCUUCCUCUUCUUCUUCCUUCCCUCCUCCUCGCGAGCUUCUUCUCCCCCGUGCUGAGCCCCGUCGUGGUCUCGGACGAGGGCGGAGGUGAGGGAUGGGGAGCUGCGGCUUCUUCGAUUCCGGAUCGCGAGCUUCUUCUGCUUCCGACCUCGGCGUCGCACGGCCGAGAAAAUUCGGGGAAAUUAGAAAGAGACGGGCGCGGGAGCCGAUUCGCAAGCGAUUUAGCUCCGAACAGAGAUUUGAGCCGUUCUCUGGUGCCGAUUCUUAAUUCUGCUGGUCUGAAGCAAGCGGCGCGGUCGAUUUUGGAUCCAGUUGUUGAAAAACCUGGUACAUUGCUUCUUGUUCAUGAGGAUGGCACUAUGAAAUUUAUGGACAGUAGCUCAGGAUCAACUCUUUGGGAACUUGAAACUGGUCAUCCACUUUCAUCUUCUGAUCAAGCUCUUUAUCCCACUGGUGAUUCCGAAUAUUUGGUGUAUCCUGGGCAAGGAUCAGAUCUCUAUGAGUUCAUUAAGGGCGUUGGUUUAAGGAAGCACGACUUGACAAUCGAUGAAUUUAUCGCUAGAACACCAGAAAUUAAAGGUUCAGUCAUCACCAUCGGAUCCAAAACUUCAACUCUCUAUACUGUCAAUGCUGAUAGUGGAGAGAUAAUCUACAAGCAUAGUCUGCCUGCAAAUUUGAGUGGAUUUAAAGUGCCUUUAGAUGAAGGUAUUUCACUCUCAUCUAAGUUGGAUGCUGGAAAAAGGUCUGAAAAUACUAAUUACAUAACUAUAAUAAGAACGGAUUAUUCUCUCAGCUCUUCAGAUCUUGGUAGGCAUUUGUGGAAUUGGACAAAACCCUUUUUCUCCGCUUAUUAUCAUACUAAGUAUGAGGCGCCACCUGGAAUGAACAAUAAGCUUAAACCAAUUUAUGGUCAGGGACAAAUUCCUGUGUACAUCGAAAGCAAGAUUGAUAAGCUCCAACUUCCUCCAGCUUCUCAUUUCCACAACAGCAUCGAAUUUGUGAAGGAGAAGAACCAAGAUACUAUUGUUGCGAAUUCUCUUUCUUUGGAACCAUAUUUUGAUUCUGAUGAAAUUCUAAAAUUGCCUGAUAAUGCGCAUACAUCUUUGAGUACCUUACAAGAGUCAGCUAAAGCUAGUGUUCGUCCUUUAUUGGAAUAUGAUGAUGAUUUUCAUGGACAAAGUAAUGAUGAUUUGGAUACUGCAAAUAUGCAAUAUGACAAUCAAAAUAGUUUAGUUAUGUCAGAGAGCUCAUUUAAAAAUACACAUAGUAAUUUGGUCCUUAAUUAUUAUACGCCUGGAAAGAACUACACUGAGAUGCCUUCUGCAACUAUUUAUGGACUUUUGGCAUGGUUCGUGAUCCCAUCUGUAUUUAUUUUUAGCGUACUACAUUAUCUGAAGAUUCGUGAGCAAGUCAAACAGAGUAAGCAAUCGACUGUUUUUCGACAAAGUGGAGCUCCUAAGAAGAGAAAAACUCGAAAGAAUGGAGCUAUUGUGGUUUCAUCCUCUGAUAAGGAGAACAGCGAAUCUGAGAGGGGACAAGAGAUUCAAUCCAAUGAAAAGUAUCCUUUUAUGAGUCAUAUGCGAUCUAUUGAUGCUGGAAAUGGGCGUUGGGUUGGCAAACUUUUUGUUUCCAAUACUGAAAUAGGUAGGGGAAGUAAUGGAACAGUUGUUUUUGAAGGAUUUUACGAUGGUCGACCUGUUGCUGUAAAACGUCUUUUAUGUGCACAUAAUGAUGUUGCUCGAAAAGAAAUUGAGAAUCUUAUUGCUUCUGAUCAGCACCCAAAUAUUGUUCGAUUGUAUGGAGUAGAGCAGGACUUAGAUUUUAUUUAUAUCUCGCUCGAACGCUGUAGCUGUAGCCUAGCUGAUUUAAUUCAGCAUUGCUCUAAGUCUUCUACUGAAAGUCCAGCCUCAAACUCUGAAAUUGAGAGUAGUGUACAGUUGAACUAUUUGAAAGGUAUUGAAAGGGAAAUGGAGUUGUGGAGACGAGAUGGGCUUCCUUCAGCGCAACUUCUAAAACUAAUAAGGGAUGUCAUUUCCGGUCUUGCACAUUUACAUGAGCUAGGGAUCAUUCAUCGGGAUCUAAAGCCGCAAAAUGUAUUAAUUUGCAGUGAUGGGAUUAUUAAGGCGAAGCUUUCUGAUAUGGGUAUCAGUAAACGUCUUCAAGCAGACAUGUCUUCAUUAAGUCGCCACGCCACUGGGUAUGGAAGCUCUGGGUGGCAAGCACCUGAACAGCUUCGUCAUGGACGCCAGACUCGUGCAGUGGACUUAUUCAGUUUGGGGUGCAUCCUUUUCUACUGUAUCACCAAAGGUAGACACCCGUUUGGAGAUUAUUUUGAGCGUGACAUGAACAUUCUCAACAACCGCCUUGAUCUCUUUGUGGUGGAUUAUAUACCGGAAGCUGUGCAUCUCCUUUCCCAGUUGUUGGACCCAGACCCUGAGAGGAGGCCAAGGGCAGCAGAAGUCCUUUGCCACCCUCUUUUUUGGAGUUCAGAGAUGCGGCUUUCUUUUCUUCGUGAAACAAGCGAUCGGAUCGACAAAGCAAAUGAGACUGAUCUUUUGAAUGCUUUAGAAAACGUUGCACCCUCUGCAUUUGGCGGGAAAUGGGGCGAAAAGUUGGAUGCUGCACUCAUUGCCGACAUGGGCCGAUAUAGAAAAUAUAACUUCGAGUCCUUGCGUGAUCUUCUACGGUUGAUAAGGAACAAGUCAAGCCAUUAUAGGGAGCUUCCUACAGAACUUCAGGAAAAAAUUGGGUCGUUUCCGGAAGGAUUCGAUCAGUACUUCUCUAGCCGAUUCCCCAGGCUGCUGAUUGAGGUCUACAAAGUAAUGUGCACGUAUUGCAGGGAGGAGGACUCAUUCAGCAAAUACUUCGAGAGCAAAUUAGGCUAAAAUUUCUCAUAGGCCCUACAUCUUAUUCACUUGUUCUAAUCUAACUGAUGAUUAGUUGAUGUAAAAUGUUGAAUGUAUGUCGUAGUAAUGUUAUAUAUGUAUGUAUGUAUGUAACACUGUAAAUUGUAGAAGUGGAUUUGCAUAGCACAGAACAAUGUAUGUUUCAUGUUAGGCAAUAAUAAUGUUUCAUCUUAUUGCUGUUCUA